AGCAACGAAAGAACCAUUCUUUGCUCAGCUUAAUAUAAUUCACAGCACAUGAACCAAACAGACGGUGCCCGUUGUCCGUUCCGUGAAUGAAUUGAAUUUCACCACGGGAAACGAUUGAAAACGAAGCGAUUGUUCGUCAUGGGGGGGCUUGCUAUUGCCAGUGUCAGAGUCCCACCAUGCAUUGUUGGAUUGGUAUUUGCGCUAUGCUAUUUGCUAGAAAUGAGAGCGGCAUUUGUCCCUCUGGUAUUACGAACAAAUCAAUGGCAAUCACCAGGACACAGAACAACAAAUGGACGGCUCCCAUUCAGAACUAGAAGCGUCGGUGCACACCGGCGAGCGUUUGCCACCGCGAGGCGAUCAGCCACCGCAACCAAAGCCAGUGACAGCAACAACGACGAUGGACCACCAACAACCGAUUCUUCUCCCGAUGACACCAUAAUUCCGGAAAAAAUCCGCUGGAUUUUCGAAGAGGCGGACGGUGAUUUUCUAGACGACGAGGACGACGAUGAUUCCUUUUUCGACGAUCUGUUCCUGACCGACGACGAAGAAUAUGAUGACUACGAUGACACCGGAGGGUUCCUCGUGGACGACAGCGACGAGGACGGUCCCGGUGCCGGCCUCAGCGAAGACGAUCUCAUGGAACUGCACGACGUGUAUGCCGACACCAGUCUCCCACGCGAUCCAGCAGAAGCGCCACCGCCCGCAACCGAACCCAUGGCUAGUGGGUCACCGAUCCCUCCAGGCGCAGAAGAAUCCAUUGCCGCCAGCACCGUUGCAGCCGCCGCGCAAACCAGCGGCAAAACUACGAACGCGGUGUCGAUGGAAAACAUCCUGGCCUCGCUCGAAUCGGAUCUGUCCUACUUUUAUCUCCGCGACGAACUGGGCAUCACGGAAGACACCAUGUGGAAGAUCACCAACGAUGCGCCGUCCGUUCUCGGAUUCAAAGCAAACAAUGUCCGAAACAAGGUAAAGGUCCUGCAGUCCCUGGUUGGUUUAACCGAUGACGAGAUUCGGCAGCUGAUCACCUUGCAACCGACGCUUCUGCAGCUCAGCGCCAAAAAGAACCUCGCCCCUACCAUACUAUACUGGAUCCGUCGGCUGGAGAUCGGAAAGGAAGAGCUUAGAACACUGAUCCUGGGCUGCCCAAACCUGUUGAAAUUUUCAAGGGCCAACAUCCACAGAAAACUCGUAUUUUUCCAAACCACCAUGGGAUAUACCGUUUCCGAAUGCCGCAAGAUCCUGUUGAAGGACCCACGCCUGCUCACGUGCAGCGUCAAGACCGGAUUGAUCCCGCGGCUCAGAUUUCUGCACAAGGAAGUCGAAAUAUCCUUGCCCGACAUUCGAAAGAUUGCCCUAAAAAAUCCAUCCAUACUGCGCAUGAGCGUCGAACAAAACCUGACCCCCAAGUGCAUCUUUUACUUCAUACUAACGCUGCACAUGGAAAACAAGGACGUCGCUAAAAUGCUGCUGAAGUACCCCCGCAUACUGAACUACAACCUCGAGCACCACAUUCUCCCCAUCCACCACUAUUUUCUGAGCCUCGAAUUCUCCACCUACGAGUUUUCCUACAUCCUCCAGCGCUACCCGCGCCUGAUCACCUACAGCCUCAUGCGGAUCAAGCGCCGCAUCGGGUAUCUGAGGUACGAGCUCUCGCUGGAGGCGAAGGCGGUCCGCCGCAUUCUGCACUAUUGUCCCCAGAUCAUUUCGCUCGGCCAAGACAACCUGGAGGAAACCAUCGGGUUCUUGCUCAACGCCGUCGCCCCCGGGGCAACGCUGUCGGCCACAACUACCUCGACGAGCACCAGCGAAAGCGGACGUCGUUCUUUCUCUGGGAGCGAUUCCCCGGCCGACGAACUGGUGGAAACGGACGACCGCGAUGCCCUGGCCAUUGUCCAAAUCUUGGUCACCAGCCUGCCCACUCUUGUGGCCCUGAGCAUCGAGAACAAUCUCUCGCCCAAGGUGGACUACCUACGGGAAAAACUGGGCCAGGAGGAACUCUCCGGCGCCCUCCUGAGGAUGCCCGCACUGCUGGGCUACUCCCUCGAGAAACGGAUCCGGCCGCGGCUGGAGCGGCUCGAGGAGUGCGGGAUCCCCCUCGGGACGAUCACGCAGGCCAUCACCCUCCGGCAGGACCUGUACGAGGAAUGGGUGGAAAAACGGGUCCGGAAGCAGGCGAAGCAGCGGGAGCAACCGGCAAAACAGCGCAAGCCAAGGGGGCUUGCGCGGAAAAAGACGAAAACGGCCGCCGCCACGCGAGCCCGCAAGCGAUCCACCGUUUCCAAACGGAAGCCGGCAGAAGGAGUCCCCCCCGCGGUUUCAGCAGCAGCUGGGAGCGCGAGUGACGUCGACGUCGACGUCGACAACAACAACAACAACAAUGACCAUGACAACGACACAAAGAGCAGGGCUACGGCAAAAGGGGAAAGCACAGACGGCAAGAACACCGCUACAACCGAGGGGGGACGGGUCGUGGAAGAUGGCGGGAAAAUAAUCCACUGGCGCCGUAGGUGACAGCUACAAACGGAGAGGUAUUGUGAACAACCAACCAACAUCGUAUAACAUACCGUAGUACGUAACACUACUAAAACACACCAAUCAGUCGGUUAAAUGCAAUGUCCUUUCAAAGAAAAUUAAAUUCUUUUUCGGUUCGUUUUGCAAUGUUGUCAUAUUGUAAUACUUGUGCUUUUAAUAUAGACUUCCGACACUA
Pseudo-nitzschia multistriata is the source of this 2707-nucleotide messenger RNA. The record is from the annotation of a GenBank genome assembly. Lineage: Eukaryota; Bacillariophyta; Bacillariophyceae; Bacillariales; Bacillariaceae.